Molecule: messenger RNA, 1134 nt
Organism: Cornus florida
Lineage: Eukaryota; Viridiplantae; Streptophyta; Magnoliopsida; Cornales; Cornaceae
Product: SNF1-related protein kinase regulatory subunit beta-3
Exons: 6
Coding region: 574-912 (112 amino acids)
Molecular function (GO): protein binding
Source: RefSeq, a predicted model, not a curated record
GGUUUUGGAGAAGUAGUUUUUCAGCUACAUUUUAUAUUCACAUCUCCAACAUAUAUAUAUAUAUAUAUAUACAAACAAAAAAUUUCAAGUAGAAUCUAUUGGCGGAUUUCACUAGAUAGGAUUCUAGUUUGAGGAAAUUUUUUAAUUUGUUCAUUCAUCUUUUUUGUGUAACUGUUCUCAAGAGGAGGGUUGUAAUCAGAAGCUGACUGAUUGUUGAAGACCCAGAGGGCCUGUUCAACCAGAUUAUAUAGUAUUGCAGUUGAUAGACAUGCCUACGUAGCCAACUGUUAUCGGCUUGAUAGUAGUGGGAUUACGUGGGACGUGCACUUUCGACGCUCUUUUCAGGAUUGGGAGGUGGGCGAGACUAUCUAGCGUUCUAUGGCUCCAACUACGGUGGCAUUCUUUGUUUGGACCGCUAAAUGGGGUAAGAUCCCGACGAUUGAUAAUCUAAGGAAAAGGGGCAACUGUUUUGUUAACUGGUGUUGACUUUGCAAACAAGAUGGCUCGUCAAUAUUUUUGGCUUACUCUAUCGAUGAUCUUGUAUUGGUAAUCACUCAAGUUACUUAUUCCAAAAUGAACAACCCAUGUGGCGGAGAUCAAGAUGGAGCAACUGUAGCAGGAUUUGAAGUUCCAAAUUCUCCUGAUGCAAGUUACAAUAACGCGUACCCUGGGAAUGAAGAUGAGGCGCGGGACCCACCUAUGGUGCCUCCACACCUGCAACACACACUGCUUAGUCAACCAACAAACGGAGAUUCUUCUGGGUCCCUUCCAUUGCCACAGAACGUCAUUCUCAAUCAUCUUUAUAUUGAGAACAGGGAAAAUCCACGACCUGUAGUGGCACUUGGGAUCACUCAUCGUUUCCGUUCAAAAUUUGUCACUGUUGUGCUUUACAAACCUGUUCAAAGAAGGUGAAGUACCAGAACUUUAAUAUUCUCAUGUUACAGUCCUUCAUUUGAGUUGCUUGUUUGUUCUUCUUAUGUUGGAAUGGUUAUCAUAAAACCCAAAUCAGAAUUAGCAGUGAAGAAUAUGUAUGCCCUUAGCUGCUGGUGAAUGUUGGAUCGUUUUAUUCAAAGUUAUCACUUGAAUCAUCAAGGGUUACAUGUUUCUAUACAGUAAGGGUUUUGUUUAUCUUCA